Molecule: messenger RNA, 899 nt
Organism: Lonchura striata (white-rumped munia)
Lineage: Eukaryota; Metazoa; Chordata; Aves; Passeriformes; Estrildidae
Gene: AK1
Product: adenylate kinase 1
Biological process (GO): nucleoside triphosphate biosynthetic process; ATP metabolic process
Cellular component (GO): cytoplasm
Molecular function (GO): ATP binding; AMP kinase activity; nucleoside diphosphate kinase activity
Source: RefSeq, a predicted model, not a curated record
CCGCCGUGCUCUAUAAAUAGCGGUACCGGCGGGCCGGGCGGCGGGGCCGGGCCGUGCGGGACCCGCGGGGCCAGACUCUUGGUGACCUGAUGUGCUGAGUUGUUUAUCCUGCUCUUUCCUGGCAGCCUUAAGUGCUCCUGUGCCUGGACCGCGGCACCAUGUCGGCAGAAAAGCUCAAGCAGCACAAAAUCAUCUUUGUGGUGGGUGGCCCUGGCUCAGGGAAGGGGACACAGUGUGAGAAGAUCGUGCAGAAGUAUGGCUACACCCACCUCUCCACGGGGGACCUGCUGCGGGCAGAGGUCAGCUCGGGCUCGGAGCGGGGCAAGAAGCUGCAGGCCAUCAUGGAGAAGGGAGAGCUGGUGCCCCUGGACACGGUGCUGGACAUGCUGCGGGACGCCAUGGUGGCCAAAGCAGACGUGUCCAAGGGCUUCCUGAUCGACGGAUACCCCCGCGAGGUGAAGCAGGGAGAGGAGUUUGAAAAGAAGAUCGCGCCCCCCACGCUGCUGCUCUACGUGGAUGCGGGGAAGGACACAAUGGUGAAACGCCUGCUGAAGCGAGGAGAGACCAGCGGGAGGGUGGAUGACAACGAGGAGACCAUCAAGAAGCGUUUGGAGACCUACUACAAGGCCACUGAGCCUGUCAUUGCCUUCUACCAGAGCAGAGGCAUCGUCCGCCAGCUCAACGCCGAGGGCUCUGUGGAGGAGGUUUUCCAGCAGGUCUGCACCCACCUCGACUGCCUGUAACCAAACCCCCAGCCCCAAAUCCCCCCGGUGCACUCCAGCAGAGACAGCGGAAGCGGCUUUAUCCUGUUUUCGUGGACGGAGCCGUGCGGAGGAAAUUUCAAGGACAUUGUGUUUGGCUCUUUCCCGUCUCUCCCCAGUAAAGUUCACUUUAAUGAA